GCGAGAGGCGCAGUCCUCGCAGCUCCGCCACACCCGCGAUUGCGAUGAAGCUGGGCGUCGCCGUGCUGCUGGUCGCUGCUGGCAUCGCCGCCACACUCCAUGCUACAGGUGGCGAGCCUGUGGCUGGCGGUAUGCAGUACCAAGGACCUGCGCGUCUCAAGAGAGACCCUCUCGGCUUCAACGCCAGAGGUUUCCAUGACGAUAUUUUUGGACAAGAGUUCGGCGUUUUCCAUACAGUGAAGAGGUCCCGGAGCGUAGAGGGCGUGGAGCGUCCGCUGAUGGUCAGUGUUUCUGAGAGCUCCGGCAAGAAUGAACGUUACAAGAGAGAAGUGGGUGCCCUCCCCUCUAUGCCAUCUGCCACCAAAGCAAUGGAAUACUCAAAACGUCGGCCUGAAAUGGGAUCGAGCGGCUUUCACGGAGACACAUUUUCGAGCGGCUUCGGUGAAUUCUGGACCAUGAAGAAGAAAGGACAUGUGAAGCGAGACCCUGAAGUUGCAGAACCGAUUCCAUAUUCAGACAUAUGGUCAGAUGAGGAAGUAGAAAAAAAAUCUGGGAUAAACGAAGGGUUCGCUUCCGACGAACUGCCUGCUCGAUUUAGGGAGGAGAAGCUCCUGUUUGGGCAACAACUGCCGGGUGGAGCUAGGAGGCAGUUACUGAAAAACAAGGGCGACUGGCAGAGAAUCAUCUCGGCUUCUUUUCCCGUUAAGCCGUAUAUGAGAGGGAACGAAGAUGCAGUACUCGACAUGCUUCGCUCCCGCAUGGGUUCGAUGAAAUCUGAGAGAGACCCUGGUCUUGACGACGCUGCAGAAGAAAGGAGCUUUUUCGAGAGAAGUCCGCAGAUAGGCGAGACUGUCAUAAAUCGAGAUGCACUCCCACAUGGACUCGCUGAUUUGUGGAAAACGAGCGUCAACUCUCAACAAGAAAAUCUGCAAAAGAGGCGGCCCGAGAUGGGGUCCUCGGGAUUCCAUGGUAACAUGUUCAGCAACGGUUUCGGAGAGUUCUGGCCGAUGAAGAAAAAAAGUAACACUUUGGACGUGGACGGAGACGUUGGCGUUGACAAACUGCUGCCAAUGAAGAGGAGACCGGAGAUGGAUUCCUUGGGAUUUCACGGUGACACUUUCCAUAACGGCUUCGGAGAUUUUUGGCCGAUGAAGAGAUCCACCCCUGCAGAAAAUUUUGCCACUGGACGCAGUGAUCCUAAGAUCGAGCAGAACUACACACAUUCGAAAGAAUGCUGCGAGGAUAACGAAAAAAACUGAUCUAAAAUUAGCGCAAGUUCAAACUUCAGAUGAUAAUGUAGUUUAGAGUGGCCUAUGAGCCUAAUACUGUCCUAAAAAUGUAUGCUCUUACUGUCGUAUUUGUUAACAAAAAACAUGUACGAUAUCGAUAAAUAUAAUGAGCAAGGAAAAUAUCUUUGAGGUAACUAAGUAAGCAUUAACACUGUAAGUUCCCAUUGUGCAAGCUUUUUAGGUAACCCUGACUAUUUUUUGGAGGCUGCAGACUACGUUAAUGAAAACCCUAAGUGUAAAUACAAGUCUUACUUUUUUGUGAAUAAUUUACGCUGUCAUUUUACUUAACAGUGAUGAGCUGUUUAGUUUUUCAGAUACUGAUGUUUUCAGGUGCUGUGCUUAACACAAUAUUGCAUGCUGAUAAAAAAGACAUAUUAAUAGAAUUAAAUAUUCACUGAGUAUGUAUACAUUGUGACACAAGACAUUUAUGAAAUAAAUUCGAUUAAUUUACCUGCAA
Molecule: messenger RNA, 1746 nt
Organism: Schistocerca americana (American grasshopper)
Lineage: Eukaryota; Metazoa; Arthropoda; Insecta; Orthoptera; Acrididae
Exons: 4
Coding region: 45-1259 (404 amino acids)
Source: RefSeq, a predicted model, not a curated record